CCGUUAAUUAACGGAGUAAGAGUAAUUCUCUUCACUCUUCAGCGAAUCUCCCACCCAACCACCACUAAAAAGAUUCAAAGAAAGCUCGAGACCGUGAGCGUCCAUCCAUCGGCCACCAUGUACAGAACCUCUGCUUCUCGCCUUCGGGCUCUCAAGGGUCGCACAUGGAACAGAGCACCUGCAAGAUUUGCAAGUUCAAGCGUCAUUGCCCCAAAGUCAUCCUCUUUUGGUGGUUUCUUUAGCGGGCUGAUUGGGGAGCAGUCCAAGUCCUCGCCGCCUCUAAAUUUCCCUCUUGCAGGUGUUGACCAUCCUUCUGUGUUGCCUGAUUAUGUGGAACCAAGCACAACCAAAGUCACGACUCUUCCAAAUGGUGUCAAAAUUGCCUCAGAAAUGUCUGUGAAUCCCAUAGCAUCAAUUGGGUUAUAUGUCGACUGUGGUUCAAUCUAUGAAUCACCAGACAUUUUUGGGGCUACACAUCUCCUGGAGCGCAUGGCCUUCAAUAGCACAAUAAAUCGAAGCCACCUCCGUGUUGUGCGGGAAGUAGAGGCAAUUGGUGGACACGUAUCAGCCUCAGCAUCAAGGGAGCAGAUGGGAUAUACCUAUAAUGCUCUGAAGACUUACGUACCUGAAAUGGUAGAGAUGCUAGUUGACUCUGUCAUAAACCCUGCUUUCUUGGAUUGGGAGGUCAAUGAACAGCUUCAAAAGAUGAAAAAUGAAAUCAGCGAAGCUUCCAACAAUCCACCUGGCCUGCUUUUGGAGGCAAUUCACUCUGCUGGGUAUUGUGGCGCAUUGGCAAAUCCUCUUUUAGCCCCAGAAUCCGCAAUAAACAGAUUGAAUAGUAAUAUUUUGGAGAAAUUUGUUGCUGAAAAUUAUACUGCUUCUCGGAUGGUUCUUGCUGCUUCGGGUGUUGAACAUGAGAAACUGUUAUCAGUUGCUGAACCGCUUUUGUCUUACCUACCAAGUAUAACUCGUCCUGAAGAGCCGAAGUCUGUGUAUGUUGGAGGCGAUUAUCGUUGUCAAGCUGACGCAGGGGGAAAAACACAUUUCACUCUUGCAUUUGAAUUGCCUGGUGGUUGGCAUGGGGAGAAGGAUGCUAUGACUCUGUCUGUGCUUCAGAUGCUAAUGGGAGGUGGUGGAUCAUUCUCCACUGGUGGCCCUGGAAAAGGGAUGUACUCAAGGCUAUAUCAAAAUGUCUUGAAUAAGUUUCCUCAGGUUGAGUCCUUUUCAGCAUUCAGUAACAUCUACAAUCAUUCGGGCAUAUUCGGUAUCCAAGCUACCACUGGUUCUGAUUUCGUAUCAAAGGCCAUUGAUUUAGCAGCUCAAGAGCUCAUAUCCAUUGCAUCACCAGGAGAAGUUAGCCAUCAAGAGCUGGAUCGUGCCAAACAGUCAACAAAGUCUACCAUUUUAAUGAAUUUGGAGUCCAGAAUGGUUGCUUCAGAAGAUAUAGGUAGGCUGGUUUUGACGUAUGGCAUGAGGAAACCGAUUGAACAUUUUCUCAAGGCCGUGGACACAGUUUCACUGAAGGAUAUCGCUUCAAUAACCCAAAAGCUACUCUCCUCCCCUCUCACUAUGGCAUCUUAUGGAGAUGUUAUUAACAUUCCAACCUAUGAUUCAGUAAGCAGCAAGUUCAAGUCAAAAUGAAAUCUAUUUUUUCGAUUCUAAUUGGCCAUGCGCAUGACAAGUUACUGAAAUUGUUGUGCAUCUGCAAACCUUCAAGCUCUUGUAUUCCAAUUUCAGUUGAAAAUAAGAAGAGACUUGGAUGUUCCAUUAUUAUCAAUAAAUUGAUGGUCCCUUAGGAGCAUCUUUUUGAAUUGCCUCAUAAUUGCUUGCGGCUGUUCUGGUUGAUUUUGAUUUCCCUUGUUUCAUGGUGUAUCUGAUGAUUUGACUAUGAAAAAUAGAUGAGCCUCUGUGGUAGAUUAGUUCACUGAAUACCGAGCAUUGAACAGCUUACUUUGGUA
Messenger RNA from Tripterygium wilfordii, 1958 nucleotides. Its product is annotated as mitochondrial-processing peptidase subunit alpha-like. Lineage: Eukaryota; Viridiplantae; Streptophyta; Magnoliopsida; Celastrales; Celastraceae. Gene Ontology annotation, biological process: proteolysis. The record is from RefSeq and is a predicted model, not a curated record. Gene Ontology annotation, cellular component: mitochondrion. Gene Ontology annotation, molecular function: metal ion binding; metalloendopeptidase activity. The coding region runs from base 118 to 1641 and encodes 507 amino acids. The transcript has 13 exons.